AUGGCGUGUCCAGCAGGCUACACAGAAAAGGAUCUUCAUUUGUUGAACGGUGUUGAGCACUACAGCGUUAAUAAAAAUGACGUCGAGAAAGCGACUGCUGCAUUUAAGCAAAUUUGCGAACCAGAUAUCUUGAGAAAGGAGAUCAUGCCAGAACCAGUCAUGUUCUUGGCGAGCCAGUAUUCAAUCCUUAUGCAGUGGUGCAAAUACGGCCUAGCGAGGGGAUCAUUGGAGCAUAGCGACUUUGCGAACAGAGUUCUCAGGCGGCUUGUGAACACAACACGAUACCUCAACUCUGUUGUCUACGGGACUGCAGAGGACCAGGCUCAUAUUGCGUCAGUUAUUCAUCGAUACCACGCCGUUGUCAAAGCCGACAAGGACAGCGAAGGUGAUGCUUAUUACGCCGACGACCCAGAGUUGCACAAGUGGACUGCGGCAACACUGUUUGUCGCUUUCUACGAUGUGUACGAGAUGUUCUUUGGACCCAUGUCCAGACCGAAAAAAACCAAGCUCAUGAAAGAGUGCGCGGUUUUCGGCACAGGAUUGCGGAUGCCCCCUGAGAUGUGGUUCGAAACUCUUGAAGAAUUCUAUGCCUACUGGAACCACAACGUCGAGACUCUGGAGGUGACACACUGGGCGAGAGAGCUUGCUAACAUGUUGAUGUAUCCAAAGCUGCCCUGGAUCUUAGCUCCCGGAAGCAUCCCUUUCACUCACUACAUGCGCGUUAUGACCAUUCAUUUCUUGCCUCCUAGAAUCAGGGAGGGAUAUGGUUUCAAAUAUGGCAAGUUCAAGAGAUUCGAACAUCAGAUUUUCGAGCCAUCUACCAAGAUUGUGGUCAGAAUGACGCCAAAACCUAUUCGGCAUGCGCUCGUCAAGCCUGGAGUUUGGGAUAUGAAGAAAGCCGCGAAGAGGAUUGAGAAGAACGGGAAAUGGUAA
This is a messenger RNA of Verruconis gallopava, 933 nucleotides long. RefSeq lists its product as uncharacterized. The transcript has a single exon. NCBI's taxonomy places the organism in Eukaryota, Fungi, Ascomycota, Dothideomycetes, Venturiales, Sympoventuriaceae. The coding region runs from base 1 to 933 and encodes 310 amino acids. Gene Ontology annotation, molecular function: oxidoreductase activity. The record is from RefSeq and is a predicted model, not a curated record.